Molecule: messenger RNA, 2022 nt
Organism: Aureobasidium uvarum
Lineage: Eukaryota; Fungi; Ascomycota; Dothideomycetes; Dothideales; Saccotheciaceae
Source: the annotation of a GenBank genome assembly
AUGGCGACGCGGAACGACCGCUACAACAAGCUCUCGCCCCAGGAGCGCCGCGCUGGAGAAUCGGUAUGCGCCUCGCCACCAAGUUGCUGCCAUGGCUCUAACACAGACGCACUCAGGNCCCUCAGCGACUUUGCCGACUACGUGCAGAAGCAGCAGGCCAAACGCCGCCACCCUCAAGACCAGGACUCUGCCUACGGUACCCAGUCGGUUGUCACGACCGAAGAACAUGCCGAGCUCGAUAUCCUCGACUCUCUCAACCUCAGCGACGAGCCCGCAAGCCUUCCGCUCAAACAUCUCUUCCUCGACAAGUCUGACGAUGCCGAUGAGAGCCUGAGUCUCUUGACAGGCUUCAUCAAUGGCCGCCUUGAAGAAGGUCAUGGAGAGGCCAUGUUCGACCUUGGCCUGGAAGACAACGGAGACUCUAUGAACUUUGAUAAGAACGACUGGGACUUUGCUCUGGCCAGACUACACACUGUCACCGAAUCACUAGGUGCCGACUACCGCGUACUCAUGACGAAGAAUGUCGGUGGCGAAGACGAGGUUGAUGUGAGCCCCAAGGAAAAGGCGUGUAGCGGAAAGUUGAUGAUCAGGCGGCGGCCCAACUCGGUUGAUAAUGUCAUCGAGACUCGAAUAGCUGUCGUCGGCAACGUCGAUGCUGGAAAAAGCACCAUGCUGGGUGUGCUAGUCAAGGGUGGUCUCGAUGAUGGUCGUGGAAAGGCCCGUGUCAACUUGUUCCGUCACAAACACGAGAUUGAGAGUGGAAGAACGAGCUCGGUGGGCAUGGAGAUCAUGGGCUUUGACAGCAAGGGUGAGGUCGUCAUGGCCUCGACCGCUGGUCGCAAGCUCUCGUGGGAGGAAAUCGGAAACAGAUCAGUGUGUUUGUCUAAACGAACUACUCAUAUUUGCCCUACUAACACAUGCUCUAGGNCCAAAGUCAUUGGCUUCACUGAUCUAGCUGGCCACGAGCGCUACCUACGCACCACAGUAUUCGGCAUGCUCAGCAGUGAACCCAACUACUGCCUGCUAAUGGUCGCUGCCAACAAUGGCUUGAUUGGCAUGAGCAAAGAGCAUCUUGGAAUUGCCCUCGCCCUCAACGUGCCAGUCAUGGUUUGCAUAACCAAGAUUGACAUCUGCCCGCCGCACAUUCUGCAGCAAACCAUCACCCAGUUGACCAAAAUUCUCAAGUCGCCAGGUGCCAGAAAGAUACCUAUCUUCAUCAAGAACAAGGAAGAAUGUAUAAACACCGCCACCCAGUUUAUCAGCCAGCGCAUCUGCCCCGUCUUCCAAGUCUCCAACGUAACCGGCGACUCUCUCGAUCUCGUUCGCACCUUCCUCAACAUCAUUCCCCACCACGGCCAUUACGAUGCCGAAGCUCCCUUCGAGUUCCACAUAAACGACACCUUCUCGGUGCCGUUUGUUGGUACAGUGGUAUCUGGAGUUGUCAAAUCUGGUGUCGUACACGCCGGCGAUACUGUGUUGGUCGGUCCUGACGGCCUUGGCAACUUCACGACGACGAGCAUCAGAAGCAUCGAAAGGAAACGAAUAGGUGUUCCCGCCUGCAGUGCAGGUCAAAGCGCGAGCUUUGCCCUGAAGAAGGUUCGCAGAAAGGACGUACGAAAAGGCAUGGUGUGCCUACUCAAGAACGACGAGCAGCCACCCAAGGUCCACCGCGAGUUCGUAGCCGAAGUCCUCAUUCUCAGCCACGCAACCACCAUCAAGACGAAGUACCAGGCCAUGCUGCACGUCGGUCCCAUAUCCCAGACGUGUGCUAUCAUCGACAUCGACAGAGCAUACAUCAGGACCGGUGAUCGCGCGACUGUAGCAUUCCGCUUUGUCCAGCGGCCAGAGUUCCUUGCCGUAGGUGAUCGUAUAUUGUUCAGAGAAGGGCGAACGAAAGGCCUGGGUAUUGUCAAGGCCGUUGGCUACGAUCCGAGCAAACCGCUCAAUCCUGACGCUGGCAAGCAGAAGGCGGUCGCUACUGAGGCCGCAGACACCACCGCUCCUACCCCUGCUGCUGCAUAA